CUAAUGGCUACUGGAGGACAUAUUUUACAUUUAAUAUACAGUGCAAACGCAGUGAUAAAUCAUUCUUUCUCAAGGCUUUAAGAAUUUCAGAAGAUAACGAGGGUUUUCAUCACUCAAUGGCCGGACAUCAAAAGACUGAAACUAGGCACUCAGUUCUGUCUCUGAUGGUGAUGUUGUUGGCAGCUCUUACCGUUCCCCUCGCAGCCCAAAGUCCUGAGGUCUUCUCCCUGACCACCCCUGAUGGUCCUGUUGGUACCCGAUGGAACUCCUCCGUCACUCUGCCUUGUGAACUCUCACCUCUCCUCAAUGCGGAGCCACUGGAGGUGCGCUGGUACCGGCCCGAUAACUACAACACACAUGCCUUCUUAUACAAAGACCACAACAUCCAGAAGGAGUCUAUGGAUAUCCAGUACCGGGACAGGGCGUCUCUAGCUGGGGGGCUGGAAAGGGGGAACGUGUCCCUGAGACUGGAGAGAAUCACUCUGGAAGACAGGGGGGAGUAUGUAUGCCAGGUUACCAGUAAACAGUGGUAUGAAAAGGCCAGUGUCUUCCUCACAGUAAAUGCUGAUGGAGGAGGAGGUCAGGUGCAUGUUACCUGUUCAUCAGAGGGCUGGUCACCACAACCUAUACUCACCUGGAAAAACAAACAGGGGACAGAGAUCACUAAUGGAGUAGAAGUACAAAAGAACAUGGAUUCUCAGGGGCUGGUGAGUGUCAGUAGUUGGCUGCUGUAUUCCCCUUCAGACUCAGAUUGGAUCUCCUGUACAGUCUCUCUUUCGGAGGAGAAUUUGGAGGGCAGAAUUCUGCCAAGGGUUCCAACACAGGAAAACUGGAGAUCAGCCUUCAUUACAAUACUCAUCAUUAAUGUACUAGUAGUCUUUGUUGUGAUUGGACUAUUCUUCUGGAACAAAAAGACAGAGUUUCUCACAUUCAAGAAGAAUCCAAACACAAAUGAUGAAACCGAAUCUAAAGGGGACCCAACAGCCCUGGGUCGGAGGACGAUAAACAGCUUCUCUUAA
Molecule: messenger RNA, 1019 nt
Organism: Esox lucius (northern pike)
Lineage: Eukaryota; Metazoa; Chordata; Actinopteri; Esociformes; Esocidae
Product: butyrophilin subfamily 3 member A1-like
Exons: 9
Coding region: 117-1019 (300 amino acids)
Source: RefSeq, a predicted model, not a curated record